CCCGUCAUUGGCUGGGCAAAUCCACUACAUGCGCAAACGCCAUGGAGUUAGCGCCGCAAUAGUUGCCCCUCCUUCAUGCACCCCAUUAAACUCGGGGACGCGUCUUUUGACCACCGACGCGUCUCCCUACAACAGAAGUGCGUUUCGUCAUUCUCACCUUUCAGAUACCUCCGUCGCAAAUACACGGAACAUCGCACAAAAGCCCUUAGAAAAGACACGAAAAUGACGGCAUCGACAGAUCCGAGCGGCUCUGCUGCACCUCCGGCAGAGACCAAAACUGCCCAGAACGGCUCCGUCCGGGCUAAGAGGCAUGAGGAGUAUCAGUACCUUGAUCUGGUGCAAGAAAUCCUCGACAACGGCGAGCACCGGCCAGACAGGACCGGUACAGGCACAUUCUCCAUCUUCGCCCUGACACCAAUGAAGUUCGCCCUCAAUGACGAGGGGAAACCCAUCCUGCCCCUCCUCACAACAAAGCGUGUCUUCCUCAAGGCCGUCAUCGCCGAGCUCCUCUGGUUCGUCGAGGGCUGCACAUCAUCGAUCCCCCUGUCUGACGCGGGUGUCAAGAUCUGGGACGGCAACGGGUCGCGCGAGUUCCUCGACAGCGUGGGGCUCUCGCACCGUGAGGUCGGCGACCUGGGUCCCGUGUACGGUUUCCAGUGGCGGCACUUUGGCGCCGAGUACGUCGAUGCGAAGACGGACUACACGGGCCAGGGCGUUGACCAGCUCGCCGAGGUGGUGCACAAGCUCAAGACCAACCCCUACGACCGGCGCAUCAUCAUGAGCGCGUGGAACCCGGCAGACCUGAAGAAGAUGGCGCUCCCGCCGUGCCACAUGUUUGCCCAGUUCUAUGUGUCGUAUCCGCGCAGCAGAAGCAACAACAACAAUACCGGCGCAGCCAGCGAAGACGGAGAGACGCAGAGGCCGCAGGGCCAUCUGCACUGUCAGCUGUACCAGCGGUCCUGCGACAUGGGUCUCGGCGUGCCCUUCAACAUUGCCAGCUACGCUCUGCUCACGCACAUGAUUGCACACGUUUGUGAUCUCGUGCCCGGCAGUCUGACGCAUGUCAUGGGCGACGCACACGUCUACUGCGACCACGUGGACGCUCUGAAGGUGCAAGUCGAGCGGGAGCCGAGGGAGUUUCCCGCGCUAGAAAUCAAGCGGGAGAAGGGCGGAAGUAUUGAUGGGUGGAAGUACGAGGACUUUGUGGUGCAUGGAUACAACCCGCACAAGACUAUUGCAAUGAAGAUGUCCGUGUAGUGACUUUGGGAGGAGGGAAACCGGGUAAACUCGCAUUUGGUGAGGAUCAUCACAGUACAUUUGAACGACCUCUAUGCGAAGCAGAGCCGGGGUGUCGGCAUUGGGAUGCGUUCAUGGGUAAUGACAUGUAUAUAUACACCGGCAGGACAUCUUCAUCUUCUGCACAGCGUCAGGGAUAAAUCCAGCGACACUGUCUCGUGCCGCUGUGAUCAACUUUUACACUUGGUUCAGGCGUUGGUCGCCAUAUUCUGAAACUGGUUGGCAAUCCGUUUCUUCUCUAGAGCGACUGAUGCUUACGUAAUUGCACGGC
Microdochium trichocladiopsis is the source of this 1567-nucleotide messenger RNA. RefSeq names its product thymidylate synthase/dCMP hydroxymethylase domain-containing protein. The transcript is spliced from 2 exons. Bases 76 to 1257 code for a protein of 393 amino acids. Gene Ontology annotation, biological process: dTMP biosynthetic process. Gene Ontology annotation, molecular function: thymidylate synthase activity. The record is from RefSeq and is a predicted model, not a curated record. Gene Ontology annotation, cellular component: cytosol; mitochondrion. NCBI's taxonomy places the organism in Eukaryota, Fungi, Ascomycota, Sordariomycetes, Xylariales, Microdochiaceae.